This is a messenger RNA of Saccharomyces paradoxus, 384 nucleotides long. RefSeq lists its product as uncharacterized. The transcript has a single exon. Lineage: Eukaryota; Fungi; Ascomycota; Saccharomycetes; Saccharomycetales; Saccharomycetaceae. The record is from RefSeq and is a predicted model, not a curated record. The coding region runs from base 1 to 384 and encodes 127 amino acids.
AUGAUCCCAGCUCCACUUGAUGCUUCCUUAUUGAGAGAACAUGCGUUCCAGGGAACUAAUGAUCUAAGUACCGUUUUGAGUCCAAGUACGUUUACCGAUGAAGGUGGAUACAAACCCGUAUUGAAGUAUGGACUGGGUUAUUUCAAUUACGGACUCGUUAUUGACGACGAAGUAUACGAUUAUUCAGUGUGUGAUAUUAUCAGGGGACACGUUUAUGAUCAUUUUUUGUGUUAUUUCUGUUGCUUCAUGAUAUUGUUUACCAUCUGGCUAAUAAGUUUAAACUGGUGCCCCAGCAGCAAGAAAAGCAAGUUUGAUUGGAGCAAGAAGAAGGACGACUUCAAGAUGGAAGGAGGUGAUUUGGAGUACCAACACGUAAAGAUUUAG